Messenger RNA from Arachis stenosperma, 4668 nucleotides. RefSeq lists its product as uncharacterized. Lineage: Eukaryota; Viridiplantae; Streptophyta; Magnoliopsida; Fabales; Fabaceae. Gene Ontology annotation, molecular function: RNA-DNA hybrid ribonuclease activity; nucleic acid binding. The record is from RefSeq and is a predicted model, not a curated record.
AUGGAGAUUGAGAUUCGUGAUUUACGCACUGAGAAUGAGAGAAGGAGAGAGUGGGGCAAGCAGUUGAGGGUGAAACACGGUGAGGAAGAUGGUCAUGCCAUCGGAAGAGAUAAGAGGGAGAGCGUGGGUAGGUGUGUAUCUGGUGUUAAGGAGGGUUCUUCUCGAGAUGGGUUAGAAAAACCAUCCAAUGUCUCUUUUCGAGAUAAAGUUAUUGGUGCAGAAAAGUCUAAGGCCUUUGCAUUAGUAGGAUCUUUAUCUGGGGAUGGUAUCGCGACGGUCACAGGUAAGCAGGGUGAUUCUCGUCCACCAAGUGUCAAUUUUACCAAGGAGGCAAAGAGCUGUCUGGCUGAACCUUAUAAGGAAGCCAUCGUGAUCAAGGUGCUGGAUAAGCAUUAUGGCUACACGGCUCUCAUGCAUAAGCUUCGGAUAGUAUGGUGCAUCAAAGGAGGGUUUGAUUUGUUGGAUGUGGGGUUUGAAUAUUUUUUGGUUAAAUUUGAUAUUGCUGCAGAUCGUGAGAAAGUCAUUCUUGGUGGCCCGUGGUUGAUAGACGGUCACUAUGUUGCAGUAAAACCAUGGGAUGUGGAUUUUAGGCCAUGCGAAAAAUCCUUUGGAUCAACGCUGGUAUGGAUUCGAGUCUCGGGACUUCCAAUUUGGUGCUACCAGGAACAAGCAAUGCUGCGAAUUGCUUCUGCAAUAGGGAUUUCGGUGAAAGUACAUUUGGUCACUAAGCUUGCAGAAAGAGGAAAGUAUGCCCGAGCUUGUGUUCAAAUUAAUCUUGAGUUGCCUGUAAUUAAACAUAUUAUAGUGGAGGGUGUGACUUAUGAAGUGGAGUAUGAGAGUUUACAGUUGAUUUGUGCUACUUGUGCACGGUAUGGGCAUGAUAAAUCGUUGUGCAUGGAGAAGGAGUCCUUGAAAGGAAACGGAAAUUCCUUUGGUGAUGGAAAAAAUAAUGAAUCCCCGACACUAGUGCCACACAACAAUCAUGAGAUUCAAAAAGAGACUGAAUCAGAAGCUCGUGAUUUAGGUGAGAAUCCUCAUAAUUUGUGCAAAUUAGGAGUUGUUAAAGGGAAGGAUGUGGUUAUGGAAUCAUUGGCUCCUCACGUGCCUGAUGGACAUGUUAAUGAGGCAUGCAUGGAUGAUGAAGAGGGCUGGCAACAAGUGCUGCGUAAGGAAAAAUUCAUAAUGGGCCAGUCAUCAGGUUUGAAGGACCAAGAUGGAAAGCAGCACAAGUUUGAUUCGAGAAGGGUUCCAAGGCCCAAUUUUCAUGGUGAUGGAGGCAAAUCAAUUGGCAUUAGGAUGGGAAAGCGAGAAAAACAUGAAAUUGCGCCAUCUCCAUCGCGCAGAACUCCUGCACGUCGUGGAAUUUCUCUACGGAAGCGUCCUCGGCCUUCCUCCUUGCAGAACUCGCCAGUUAAUAAAAAUGGUGGCACAACGGAGACAACUUUAGUAGAUGGAAGCAUGGCAGGUGCAGUGUCAGGAGGUCUGAAGGUGGCAAUUGUUAAGGAUCAGAGUGUGCUAGUACCACAGGAUAAACCACCUAUUGAGGUUGGGUGUUACUGUGAGGUUCACUUUGAUAAUUUAAUUUGGAGGUGUAGUGGUAUUUAUGGCAGUCCUCGAGUUUGUAUAAAUAGUAGUUGGUUAUCUAUCUUUCCAGAGGCUUAUGCAGAAAUUUUAAAUAGGCUUCAGUCUGAUCAUUGCCCUAUUCUGGUGCGUUGUAAAGGUCGUCCUCAGCCUAAAGGGAAUCGACCUUUCCGAUUUGUUGCUGCUUGGGCUACUCAUCCUGGGUAUAGGGAUAUUGUGAACCAGUCAUGGUGGUCUGGUAAUAGAGGGAUUCAUGGCAAGCUUUCGGAAGUACAGAAGAAUUCACUAGAGUUUAACUCGAAGGUAUUUGGUAACAUUUUUGUUAAGAAAUGUGAAUUAGAGCAGCAGAUUAAUUAUUUACAAAAGCGUUUGGAAGUGGUGGAUAGUAUUUAUUUGUGUCAGAAAGAGCAACAGUUGCUUGAUGAUUAUAAUAAUACUCUAGUGCAAGAAGAGCUCCUAUGGUUCCAAAAGUCUAGAGAGCAGUGGGUUAGGUUCGGGGAUAGGAAUACAAGAUUCUUUCAUAUUCAAACUCUUGCGCGAAGGAAGCAUAAUAAGAUUCAUGGCCUUUUUCUCAAGGAUGGAAUGUGGGAAACUGAUCCAGAGGUUCUGAGUCAAGAAGCAGAGUCUUUCUAUAAAAGCUUAUUCUGUCAUUUGGAUGAUGUUGAUUUGGGUUGCCUUGGUGAUGUGCCUCUUCCUUCUCUAAAUGAGGAAGCUUGCAAUAAUCUUACGGCACCAGUUACUAUGGAGGAAGUCAGAACAGCUGUUUUUCACAUGAACUCUUUUAAAGCUCCGGGUCCUGAUGGAUUUCAAGCUUUCUUCUUCAAAGAAUAUUGGGAGAUCAUUGGUCUUGAUGUUUGGAAGAUGGUUAAACAGGCUUUCUCCGGUGUUACUCUUGAUCCGAGAAUAUUGGAGACUUUACUGGUUCUCAUUCCAAAGGUUGAAUCACCGGUAUCUAUGAAAGAUUUCAGGCCGAUUAGUCUCUACAAUGUAGUUUACAAGAUCAUCACGAAUGUCCUUGUUAAUAGGCUUCGUCCUCAUCUUGCGGAUAUUGUUGGCCCGCUUCAAGGAGGAUUUAUUCCGGGACGAGGAACUCCUGACAACAUCAUUAUUGCUCAAGAAGUCUUCCACUUUAUGAAGAAGACUAAAUCAAAGAAAGGCACACUGGCCUUUAAGAUUGAUCUGGAGAAGGCUUAUGACAGAGUUGAUUGGAGUCAUCAGGUUGAUUUGGGCUUGUGGGAGCCGGUUGCUAUUUCUAGAGGGGGACCAAGAAUAUCCCACUUAAUGUUUGCAGAUGACUUGCUUCUAUUCUGUAAAGCUACAAAGAGACAAGUGCAAAAUGUGAUGUUGGUUUUAGAGACUUUUUACAAAGCAUCUGGGAUGAAGAUUAAUGUGGAGAAGUCUAAAGCGCUUUGCUCUAAGAAUGUCUCUGCAACAAGGAAAGAGAUUUUCACUGGGGUAUCCUCUAUCAGAUUUGUCCAGGACUUGGGCAAGUAUCUUGGAGUUACCCUUAGCCAUUCUAGGGUGACUCGUUCAGCUUUCAAUGGUAUCCUGGAUAAGGUUCGGAGUAGGCUAGCAAGCUGGAAAGGGAGUUUACUCAAUCGGGCUGGUAGACUCUGCUUGGUUAAUUCUGUUGCCGCCGCUAUUCCCACGUACCAGAUGCAGGUCUCUAUUUUUUCCAAAGGAAUCAUUAGUAAAUUGGAGUCUAUGAUGAGGAAUUUUCUUUGGAAAGGACAAGUUGAUGGAAGAGGAUUGAAUCUUGUUAGUUGGAAGGUACUAGUUACUCCAAAAAAAUAUGGAGGUUUGGGGAUUAGAGAUCCUUAUUGUGUAAAUAUUGCUCUUCUUGGGAAGCUAGUUUGGACUUUUUUCCAGCAGCCAAACAAGCUAUGGGUCCAAUUGUUGGAUGCCAAGUACCGAUCAUCCCUAUAUGACUGUUUUAGUUAUCCUAAGAACAAGGACUCUCCCAUUUGGAGGUGUCUUUGCAAGGCUUGGGAAGUGUUGAAGGAUGGGUUUGCUUGGUGUAUUGGAGAUUUGAACCAGAAUUUUUGGUUUUCUAGCUGGAGGAGAGAAGGACGGUUAUCUAAUGAGAUGGAUUAUGUUCACAUUUCUGAUUCGAAUCUCCAGAUACAGGAUAUUUGGUCGAUGAAUAAGCAGGUCCGGAAGUGGGUUGGUAUUGGAGUGGGUCUGCUGCCAAAGUCUAUAACUCACGCAAUGGUUACUUAUGGUUGUGAGGCUCUUCCUACUGCAAGUUUUCGCUUUAGAAGAGGGAUGUCGUCAUCGGAUAGGUGUCCAGGAUGUCUUUCUAGCCAGGAAUCGGUUUUACAUUGUAUUCGGGAUUGUCCAAAAGCUCAGCUUGUCUGGUAUAGGUUGGAUAUUUCUUGUCAUCCUUUGGAUUUGAAGAAUUGGUUCUUGUAUCAUAGCAGAGAGCAUCUAUUCAAGUUCUUUUCGGGACUUUGGUGGAUAUGGCGAGCAAGGAAUAAUGACAUAUUUAAUCUCCAUGAAACUUGGCCUCCGGAAAAAGUGAUUUGUCUGGCAUUAACUUCAGAAAAGGAGCUUAGAAAUAUUUUUGAAUUACAACGUAUGUCCCUUCCCUCUACUCUAAAUGGUUUUUGGAAUCCCCCAUCCAUUGGUACUUUUAAGAUUAAUUGUGAUGCUAGUUAUUUUGGUUCGGGUGAUAGUGUUGGUUUUGCUUGUGUUAUUAGAGAUUGUAAUGGGAGUUGGCAAAGGGGGUGUUUGGGAAUGAUUGAGAGUAAUAGUAUUCUUCAAGGAGAAUUGUUUGCUAUUUGGAGAGGAUAUCUCUUAGCUUGGGAUGUGGGUCAACGAGAUGUUAUUUGUGAGACGGAUUGUGUGGAAGCAUUUAAUCUUGUUACUCAAGAUGAUUUUGGGUUUACUGAUCCAUUGGUGCUCAAAAUAAGAGAUAUCAUGCAUUGGAAUUGGCGUGUUGACUUUCGUUUGAUUAUGAGAGAUGCAAACACGGUGGCAGAUACUAUGGCAAAGAUGGCGAUGAAGUUACAACUUUCGCAUAUGGAGCUUCUUUCACCUUGGGAAGAGUUUAAGAGUAGUCUUAAACGGGACUGCCCCUCUAUUUAA